This is a messenger RNA of Episyrphus balteatus (marmalade hoverfly), 810 nucleotides long. RefSeq names its product cilia- and flagella-associated protein 20-like. The transcript is spliced from 3 exons. Gene Ontology annotation, biological process: regulation of cilium beat frequency involved in ciliary motility; cilium assembly; positive regulation of cell motility. The coding region runs from base 106 to 783 and encodes 225 amino acids. The record is from RefSeq and is a predicted model, not a curated record. Gene Ontology annotation, cellular component: motile cilium; ciliary basal body. Lineage: Eukaryota; Metazoa; Arthropoda; Insecta; Diptera; Syrphidae.
UUUAGAAGUAGUCGAUUUUUUAAUGUAAGAAUAUUAAGGUCUCGUAAAACCUUAAAAAAAAUAUAAAUAGGAAAAUAUAUUUUGUCUAACAAUUUUUAUUCAAAGAUGUUCAGAAAUUCCUACCAAGAAGGAUUUCUAACAAUAUUCUACAGUAUUGGAAGUAAACCAUUAGCAAUAUGGCGUCAAGAAAUCAAAAAUGGUCACAUGAAGAGAAUAGUUGACGAAGAUAUCAAGUCAAUGGCUUUGGAAAUAAUGGGAACAAAUGUAUCAACAACAUUUGUAGCAGCUCCAAGAGAUCCAAAAAUGUCCUUAGCAAUCAAACUUCCAUUUCUUGUUUUGCUUUUAAAAAAUAUGAGAAAACUGUUCACAUUUGAAGUUCAAAUUUUGGAUGAUCAAAAAUUCUUACGACGAUUUCGCAUAUCCAACUAUGAAAGCAAAACUCGAGUGAAGACAUUCUGCAUGUCAAUGCCUAUGGGUUUAUCACCGGGAUGGAAUCAAAUUCAUUUGAAUUUAGCUGAUUUUACUAGACGAGCUUAUGGCACUAAUUAUAUUGAAACAGUUCGCGUUCAAAUUCAUGCUAAUAUUCGGAUUCGUCGAAUUUAUUUUACUGAUAAAUUGUAUGCUGAAGAAGAUCUUCCGAAUGAGUACAAAAUUAUGAUGUUUAAAGAUAAGAAGGUUGAUCCGAAAAAGGCUCCACCACCAAAAGCUAGGCCACCAUCGCCAGAAACAAGUUCUAAUCCUGUACCAGUAAAUAAUACCGUUUUUGUUGAGGCAAGCAAUUAAUAAAUCGCAGAAAACAGUCAAAAUUUA